AUGGCGGCGAAAGACAAAGAAAACGUGUUGUAAGUUUUUAUCGUUUUGUGUUUGUGAUUUUGUCAUUCCAUUAAAGUCAUUUUAUUAUUUAUAAAUUAUGAUAGUAGCCUGGCAAAAUAUGUUCAAAUUGUUUUAAAAAUAUGUUUAAAUUUUAUAAAAAUAUGUAAUUUAAAAACGUACACGAGAUUGUGAAUUUUAGCAAGAUUUGUUUUAAUAUUUAGUUAUUUACCAGAGUCUAUUGACUGAUGUGUUCAUAGUUCAUUUGAUAAUUAACAAUUAGCCGCCGAAGGCGAAGUGAUUACAAGCAUAUAUUCAUUGAGCUGAAGGCGAAGUGAAUAUAAUAUAGACUUGUAAUCACCAAGGCGACUAAUUGAAAAAGUUCUAUUUAUAAUUAAAAAUACAUUAAUAAUUCACGAGGAAAAUACAAAAGAAAUUAAUGUUUAAUCAUGUUUGUAAAGAUUUGUCCUCAGUGAUUUGCAUAAACUUCAGCUUUGAUUUUCUCGGGUUAGACAAUGUUAAUGUUUAUUUUUAAAAUUACUUCGCCAAUCAACUUGUAAGAUGGGUCAUUCUUUAAGUUGCGAUAAAACAUUUGCAUCGAUCUGUAUGUGAUAUACAAACUCUCGCCUUCGGCUUGAGUUUGUAUAUCAGAUAAAGAUCGGCUGCUCAUGUUUUAACUAGUACAUACAACUAAUACACAUGUUCAUAUUGUGAUUAUAACUUGCAUAAAUAUUUUCUUCCAUCUGAUUUUCAGCCAUUUUUUUGGGAAAAGCAAUAGUCAGUCUGAGCAGUACAUAUUGCCUCAAAGUUACAGCUGAGGGAGCCUGAAUCGGAAUGCUCAAACAGUAGUCAAAGGCCAUUUGAGGUUUUUUUUUGGGGGGGUACCCAUCAAAAAUCCCAAAUCCCUCCAAUCUGAAAAUAAAUUGGGGGGGGGGACAAUUUCCCCCCCCCCAAAAAAAAAUAAAUUGGAAUAUGAAUAUCAUUAUUAGUAUUAAAAUGGUAAGACAUAUAACCUUAAGUACAAAAAUGGGUAAUCACUUAGAGGUGCAGUUGGUGAACCAGACAUUUCUAUCCCCUCAAUUGGAAAUAGGUGAGCAGGGUCUUAACUAGAAGACCGUGUUGGCCGUGUUAUCGCAGCCAAAAAUGUAAAAACACGGCUAGAUGAAAUGAACGCGGCUUCAUUAUUUAUUUUUGGCUGUGCAUGUAGGUUUAUAAAAUAAGGCGUUGCUACUAACAACAUACAGAAUUUCUUUGUAAAAUCUAUUGUGGUUGUUGAAAUUGGUAAAAGUGAUCUGUGAUGUUUUAAUGUUUUGAUAGAUAAUGGGCACCAUAUGAUUGUUAAAAUGGCUUUAAAUACCCCCAAGAAUUGCUAAAAUAAUUUAUUAUAAUGUCAGUGCGAACUACGAGUGUAUGCUUGCCUUGUAUUUGGUUGAAAAGCAUAAACCAACCACAGGUAUAGUCUAUUGUUGACAAGCAUAAAGCUAUGUUUACACGCUACGAUUUGUCGUGUACGAUUCGUACUGCUGUUACUAUGGCAACAAUGACAUUUUAAUAUGGCAGAUACUUUGGAUUUGAGUUUGGUGAUCCCAUUUUUUUAUUUCAUAAUUUCUUUUCUUUUAAUCUAUCCCUGUACACUAAAAGAAAACAUUUUAUGAAAUAAAAAAUUUAUUUGGUUUAUUCUAAAAAAAUUCUAUUCAGCCAAAAAAUGUUAUAAAUAACCACAUUUACCAAAUAAAAACUGACUUUAUUAAAGUAUUAGUGUCACACCAUAGCACUGUGGGUUAAUCAAACUUAUUGUUUACACUUGAAGUAAAUAGCUUCAAAUAAAUAACGAUGUAAUUAGAUUGUUUGCUAUGAAUACAAUGUAAUAAAGUAAAGAAGAAACGCUAUGACAAAAGCAUGUUUAAAACAUUUUAUGGAUUCUAAAGCUGUCUCAGUGAUCUUUGCCAUUCCAAAAAUUGGCCACAAAGAAAAAAAAAACGAUCCUGCAAUACCAUGGUGUGACACUAAUCCUUUAAAUGCAUUUGUUUUAGAUUUUGUGGGCUUUGUUCAGCUAAAUUGAGAGAUGGGAUACGUUAUUGCUGGGGGUGCGGCGGUGAUCAAACUCGAGUUGGCCCACCUGGUCGCACUUCGGAGCCUUCAACUAGUGGUGACACUAAUCAGCAAGACAAUAAGACAGAUAAGUCAGAAACAGCUAAAUCAUCAUUUGGUAGACCACAAAGUGUCGCUCGUGGAAAAGUGCUAACAUUUGAGCAGUUCCUGAAGAAGAAAACUAGCAAGGAGAACGUUACUCAUUUUCGACCAACUAAAAAGGCAAAGUCUGACCCAAAUGAAUUGGUGAUGGUGUACAUCGGGAUAAAGAGAUUCAAGGAUAGCUGUCUGAAAACUGUUAAAGGAAAAAGACUUCCUAUUCGAGUUCCAAAGUCUGCUACCUGUAGAUUAAUUUUGCAAAAAGCAACUGAGAAAAUGACAGCUUUUGACAGGUCCUUUGAUGCUAAUGAAAGGUAUGAUUUGCUGUAUGAAGAUGGAAGCACUGCACUUUUUAUGCCUGGAACCAAAGAUUUCUUUGAAUUGGAAAAGUACAGGUUUGAACUGGGGAGGGACUACAAACGAAUUACCUUUUAUUUGUGCACCCAGUCCGAUAUUGAUCUGAAUGAGGGAAUGGUGGAAUCCUCUAACGAAUUUGAUGAAGUGAAUGAAGAAAUGGACUCUUCUGUACAAUCAUUCGCUGAACCUAUGGGAGGUAAUGUAUCACCUGGUGAUCCAGGUACAAGCCAGAAGGGACAAGAUACAUGUACAAGUCAAGACGAACAGAUAGCAAGACAGCUUCAGCAAGAAUGGAAUGAAGAUAUUGAGCUUGCUUCAAGUUCACAUCAAGGAAACGAUUCAGACAGUACUCUACAUGUCACAAGCACUUUGAUUAAAGAUAAGCAAGAUGUAAUCUAUGCUCUUUCUUCACAAGUGGAAGGAAAUGAUCAGUUUUUCAUAGCUACUCGACGAAAAGCUCCACUUUCAAGAAUUUUCUCCCUUUGGCAGCGCCAGACUAAAAAAAAGUCACCAACCUGUAGAAUUAUGGUAAAGUAUAGUGGCGAAGCAGAAAUCGAUUCAGGAGCAAUUGCAAAAGAGUUCCUUGAAGACACAAUCGAAAACAUAGCAGCAACUUUAUUUAAAGAUGGUGUUCCUGUUAACUCUACACAUCAUGUGCAAAACGGGGAUUUUCGUACCUGUGGUGAGAUGGCUGCUGCUUCACUAGCCCAAGGUGGACCACCACCAUGCUUUUUAGAUGAAUGUGCUUAUAACAGCAUUUUCACGGAAACAGAUUUGACAAAUGUCGAUGAAAAAGACUUGGCUGAAAAAGAAAAGGUAACACUUGCUAAUAUUACACUUGACUGUACCAAGCAUUCAGAUUUCAUAAUAGAGCACGGCUACACAGGAGUUGUCGACCAGAAGUUUAUCCAGGAUAUUAUAAAUUCAUUGAAGGUCAGAUUUGUUAGCAAUCGUAUGCUAUACAUGCAAGAGUUCAAGAAAGGUUUGGAUGUCUAUGGUCUUGGGGAUAUGAUCGAGACGAAUCCUGAUGCGUGUCGUCCUCUUUUUGUCAAGGAUUUCAAGAAGGAUUUGGUUCCAGAUGCAGAUUACCUUUUCUCCUUGAUGGAGCCUAUUUUCUCAGAAGAAGGAUCUACAAAACGUGUCAUUGAGGAGUCUAUAAUGGAUUAUAUUCAAGAUGUUUUGAUUGCCCUAGACGACACGCCAGUGUCAGGGUACCCAGCUGCAGUAGCUUGGAACCGCGACGAAUCUGAAAAUGAUGUACCCACAUCCGAAGAAUUGUUUGAAACCGCAGAGAUGUCAGUUGGAGGUGUCAUGGGAUGGCUUACCGGUCAAAGGCACAAGCAUGUAACGUCAAAGGAAAUGCCCACCAUAAGAAUAAAAUUUGAUCAUGAAUGUCUUCUCAGAAACCCAAACCACAAAGUAUGUUUCCCUUUGAUAGGAGCUUGUGGCAGGGAAUUAACAAUACCUGUUGUACACAUGGACAAGGCAGAGAAGUUUAAAGAACUCUUUAUUUUAGCUUACUGUAAGGGACAACCUUUUGCCAAACCGUAA
Paramuricea clavata is the source of this 4095-nucleotide messenger RNA. NCBI's taxonomy places the organism in Eukaryota, Metazoa, Cnidaria, Anthozoa, Malacalcyonacea, Plexauridae. The record is from the annotation of a GenBank genome assembly.